AUGGGUCUGUUCUCUGAGCUGAAGAUGGCUGUGCCCUGGGGCCACAUCGCCAGCAAAGCCUGGGGCUCCCCGAAGGGCACCUCGGUUCUCUGCCUGCACGGCUGGCUGGACAAUGCCAACACCUUCGACACACUCAUUCCUCUCCUCCCAAGAGACUUUUACUACGUGGCCAUGGACUUCGGGGGUCACGGGCUCUCCUCCCAUUACAGCCCAGGUCUUCCCUAUCACUAUCAAAACUUCGUGGGUGAGAUCCGGAGGGUCUCGGCAGCCUUGAAAUGGGAUCGCUUUUCCAUCAUGGGCCACAGUUUUGGUGGCACUGUGGGCGGAAUGUUUGCCUGCAUGUUCCCCGAGAUGGUGGAUAAACUUAUCUUGCUGGACUCAAGCCCUUUUGCACUGGACUCUAAUGAGCUGGAGAACCUGCUGACCUACAAGCGGAAGGCGCUAGAGCACACCCUGCUGCUGGAGCAGGCCGCCAAGGAGCCCUCGCGGGUGCUCAGCCCGGAGGAGAUGCUGCAGAGGUUCCUGAAGAAUAACAGUCACGUGGGCGAGCAGUGCGGGAAGCUGCUGCUGCAGCGGGGAGCCACCCAGGUGCCCACAGGCCUGGUGCUGAACAGAGACCGGAGGAUCGCCCUGCCAGAGCACACCUUCGACUUCAUCAGCAAGGAGCUGUGUGUGCACGCCAUCCAGAAGCUGCAGGCCCAGGUCCUGCUCAUCAAAGCAACCGAAGGAUUUUAUGACGUGAGGAGAGAGAAGGACUCUGACAAGGGGCCACUGCUUUUCAUGACUGACACGCUGAAAUCCGCCCUGGGAGAGCGGUUCCAGUAUGUGGAAGUUCCAGGCAACCACUAUGUCCACAUGAACCAACCGGAUCACGUAGCCAGUGUCAUUGGCUCCUUCUUACAGAGCGGGAACAGGAUCCCAGCCAGUCCGUAG
Molecule: messenger RNA, 933 nt
Organism: Pipistrellus nathusii (Nathusius's pipistrelle)
Lineage: Eukaryota; Metazoa; Chordata; Mammalia; Chiroptera; Vespertilionidae
Source: the annotation of a GenBank genome assembly